AUGACGGUGGGAGGAGUAGAAGCUGGCGAAAAGGAGCUGAUCAAAAGGCAGUCAACUUACGAUAGUUUCGGAAACAGUUCUGCUGCAAGGGGGACACGAUCCGGUACUUCAUCCUGCAAUGGACAUGACACAAAUACGUUCUCCGAUGACGCAACAACAAAGCUGAUUAUGCAUAGAUAUAAAGCAAAGUCUACUCAGUUGGGGUCUCCAAUUGCAUCUAACAAGAGAAGUCAAGCAGCAGAAGUGGUGGCAGAACAUUUUGAACAACCGGGUACAUCUUCUACUGCUUCAGGAUCGACAGCUGGCUCAAUCAAUGAAGGAGCUAGUACCAGCACUAAUCAGUCCAAUGAAAAUAUCCCUUCAAGCACCCCAAAACCCGCACGAAAAUGGAAAAAAUCACGAGCUGCAAAACAGUCGUUGACCUUAAGUAGUAGUAGGCCGGAUAAAGGCGCAUCUCAAGGAGCAUCUGCAUUAGGCCGUAAGAUCGGAGAUUAUCCCACUACUGGUGAAGGCGACUUGGUUCCACUGCUGAUGAAGCUGUGCGUAGGUGUCGUUGAAGCUCAUGGGAUGGACACAGUUGGUAUUUAUCGUAUACCGGGAAAUACCGCUGCUGUCAAUGCGCUGAAGGAAAAUCUAAACUUGGGCUUAGAGAAUAUCGAUUUUAAAGAUCCACGUUGGAGGGAUGUGAACGUUGUAAGCAGUUUGUUGAAAAUGUUUUUGAGAAAGCUUCCGGAGCCUCUGCUGACAGACAAGCUUUAUCCUUUUUUUAUAGAUGCAAAUCGUAUUGCCGGUCAUCCGCAAAGGCUUCAUAAAUUAAGAAACCUAGUGCGUAAAUUGCCUGCUGAUCAUUAUGCUACAUUAAAAUACCUAAUGCACCAUCUUCUUGUUGUCAGUUCCCACAGCGGCGUUAAUAAGAUGGAAACGCGUAAUUUGGCUCUUAUGUUUGGUCCGUCAAUUGUUAGACCCAGCGAUGAUAAUAUGGCGACUAUGGUCACUCACAUGUCUGACCAGUGCAGAAUUAUUGAGACGUUUAUAACUUAUUUCGAAUGGAUGUUUAAUGAGGCCAGUGGUGCCAACGACGAGGUUCCAAGCCCUGUUAUCACCGCUUCUGAUGCCGCAAAUUCUUUCGGUGCCGGUGGAAAAUCUGGUUCAGCUGAUUUUGAUGGUGGCUCUCAAAGUAGUUUCACCACAACCUCACUGAACGAUAUGCAUAAUUUGUUGAGGAGGGUUAAUGAAGCUGAAGCAAUCGCACUAAUGGAUGCUCAACGAGGGGGCAAAAUUAAACAAAUAUUAAAUGUACGACGGAACUCAAGAAAAGAGAAGUCUAGGAAACGAGACCAUUCGGUUCAUGCUACAUCUAGUUCUCAUGAACCACCAAACACGGGUUCGGCUAGAAAAAUUUCUGAGAAAGAUCGGAAUCCGAAAAACGUUUACCAGGAGCGUGAUAUCGAUGCUGAAAUUGCAUCACGUGGUCAAAGCAUUAAAACCGAACUGUCCUGCGCGACAAGUUCAUCUCUAGGUCAUUCGCCAAGCUUAGGUUCCUCCUUAGGUUCCGUUACCGAAUCUAGUCAGCAAACAAUAUCUCGUAUUGAUGCUACUGUGCGCAGUGAGUCUUAUGCUGAUGCUGAUGCAAUGAGGAAAAAACGGCAGCAGGAAAUCUAUUCUGCUAGACGGAUUUUUAUCGCCGGAACAGAUGCUGAUCCGUUAGAUGUCAACCCUACAGGUGUUGACCUAGAUGAUCUUGUUAGCCAUACCAGACACUUAAAUCUAGCCUCGUCACCUGCUUUAGAAGUUUUGAGUGCAGAAACCCGGGAAAAAAUUCGAAAAAUGCAACAGCUACAAGGAUGGUUUACAACGGCAAGUGAAAGGCGUGAGGCAGAUGCUUCAAAAAGAACCUACAGGAUCGGUGACACUUUUUGUAGUGAAGAAUCUGUUAGCCAAACGAAAAACCCUCGAAGAGGUGGCGAAGAAUUUUCUUCUACUGAUGCAUUAUCCCUCACCUCCGACUAUAGUACAACAUCAUCAGCUCCACUAACAGCCCCUGUAACUGUCUCUUGCAUGGAUCACCUUGCAACUACCAGCAGCGAUUAUGCCUCAUCGGAUAUGCGAAUCGACGGAUCAUUGGUAAAUGCAUCAUUUUGCAAAACAAAUCCAUCCACACAAUUAGGGACUGAUGCAGAAAACAUAGAGAUUCGAGCUCCGCAGUUUUCUACAUUUGCGCAUAAUAAUGCACAAGAGCAGCCCGAAACACAAAAUAAAGUAGAUUCUCAACGUCAGAUUUUAAUAGAAGCGAAGGAGAAUGAGAAACCAGCGUUUCUUAAUGCAGGCUGUUCAUCAAGAGCACAAAGAGUUAAAGCUCGCGCUAAAGCGUCUCGUAAAGAUUUGUGGCGACGGCAUACUUUAAGCGAUGUUGAUAUUAUUAGACAGGCAAUUGCUCAAGAAAAAGCUCGAGAAAAAGCUUUCACAGCAGCACCGAUUAAUGAGAAAUCAAAAGUGAGCAAACUUGCGAGGUGGAUAAAAAAUAGCUUUCGAAGAUCUUCGCACGAUUUGGUUGUGAACGACUCCUUUAGUUUUCACCAAGGCUAUAAUUCCCCAACGCUUCCAUCUAGUGGCGGACCAACUCCACCAAGUGAGAUUUUACCAUCUUCAGGUGACGAGCAGUUAUAA
Molecule: messenger RNA, 2667 nt
Organism: Enterobius vermicularis (human pinworm)
Lineage: Eukaryota; Metazoa; Nematoda; Chromadorea; Rhabditida; Oxyuridae
Source: the annotation of a GenBank genome assembly